This is a messenger RNA of Abrus precatorius (Indian licorice), 1417 nucleotides long. RefSeq names its product protein Brevis radix-like 4. The record is from RefSeq and is a predicted model, not a curated record. NCBI's taxonomy places the organism in Eukaryota, Viridiplantae, Streptophyta, Magnoliopsida, Fabales, Fabaceae. The transcript has 4 exons. The coding region runs from base 79 to 1092 and encodes 337 amino acids.
AGAAUCUCUGGUUUUGUAAUUGAACUCAACUAUUUACUUGCGCAUGCCAUCUUCCACUUCUAACCCAAUCAACCAAAAAUGCUUACAUGCAUAGCACGUCCCAAGACCCAGUCCGAAGCCAAAGGGCAAGGCGUGAAGUCCCUCACCGGCCAGAUAAAAGACAUGGCGUUGAAGGCGUCAGGGGCCUACAAGCACUGUGCUCCGUGCGCCACGCAGAGUCAACUCAAGAGUGACGCGGCCGAGUCCGACUCGGACUCGGAGCGGUGGCGACGGAGGUGGGGGAAGCAAAUGGAGGCCAGGCUCAAGGGGAUAUCCAGUGGGGAGGGCACGCCGAGUUCAAGCGGAAGGAGGCUUGUUGUGGUGUUGGAAGAGGAGGAGCAGCCCAAGGAGUGGGUGGCGCAGGUCGAACCUGGCGUUUUGAUCACCUUCGUGUCGCUUCCGCGUGGCGGUAACCAUCUCAAGCGGAUACGAUUCAGUCGUGAUAUAUUUAACAAGUGGCAAGCUCAAAGAUGGUGGGCAGAGAAUUAUGACAAGGUCAUGGAACUUUACAACGUUCAAAGGCUUAACCGCCAAGCUUUCCCUCUUCCAACUCCACCAAGGUCUGAAGACGAGAGUUCAAAGCGUGAAUCAAUAGAAGAAAUCCCUUUGACACCUCCAAUGACAAGGGAAAGGCCACCUUGUAAUUUAUACCGUCCAACAGGGAUGGGAAUGGGGUACUCAUCCUCAGAUUCCCUUGAUCAUCAAUCAAUGCAUUCCAAGCAUUACUAUGAUCCCAAUGGUGUGAACUCAACCCCAAAGGUAUCCACCAUUAGUGCUGCCAAGACAGAAAUAUCUUCAAUGGAUGCUUCUAUAAGGAGUAGCUCAUCUAGAGAAGCUGAUCACUCUGAGGAUCUAUCGGUCAGCAAUGCCAGUGACUUGGACACUGAAUGGGUUGAACAGGAUGAACCUGGGGUUUAUAUUACCAUCAGAGCUCUGCCAGGUGGCAAGAAAGAGCUCAGAAGAGUCAGGUUCAGUCGAGAAAUGUUUGGAGAGAUGCAUGCUAGACUGUGGUGGGAAGAGAACCGCGCUAGAAUACAUGAACAAUACUUGUGAAAUUUUUCAAAAGGGUGCUCAAAAAAAUGUGAAGGUGGUGUUUCUUAUUAAUUUCCACAAUAUGUUUUUUAGCUACAUAAAGUCCCGUUAUAGGUGAUCGGAUAUAUGAGGGGUGCUACUUGCACCUCUACCUUUUUGGGCUAUAUACAUUCCUAGACCAUAGCAUGGUCGCUUCUCAUCUUCAGCGAUCGAUUCUAGUUAUUCUCUUGAAUCUUAGCUUCUGUUAGUUAGGGUAGCAAUAUUUUCUCGAAGCUUAUAGUAAUGGGUGUAAAUUAUAUAGCUGUUGAUAUUGGAUAUGAAGAAUGAAUCUGUUCACUGUUUUUUG